Molecule: messenger RNA, 2202 nt
Organism: Caenorhabditis elegans
Lineage: Eukaryota; Metazoa; Nematoda; Chromadorea; Rhabditida; Rhabditidae
Gene: hpx-2
Product: Heme peroxidase 2 light chain
Exons: 10
Coding region: 30-2186 (718 amino acids)
Biological process (GO): response to oxidative stress; cellular oxidant detoxification
Cellular component (GO): extracellular region
Molecular function (GO): lactoperoxidase activity; heme binding; peroxidase activity
Source: RefSeq, marked reviewed
AUCCGAUUAUUUAGAAUUCAUUUUGAAAUAUGAAUUUGAAACCGACUAUUCUGUUAUUCACUAUUCUGUUUCUCAAAUGUGCCACUUUCGAGGUAAACGAAGAAACUGAAAGAAUAGUUGAGGAUGCUGUGAUGAGAGCACUGGAUUCACGGGCAAGUGAAAACUCGGAAUCUGAGCAAACGUCUCAACAUAUUAUUGUUUCGCAACAAGCUAACUCCGACUCGAAGUCUGCACAGUUUACUGGGGAGGUUUUGGAAGAAGCAACAAGAAUAUUGGUGCGAGAAUUUGGACUGGAAAUCCUCCCAGCUGCCAAUGAAGUCAUUGAAAGAUGGAGAAAUGAGGAGGAAGAAUUAUUGCAAUCUUCUGAAACAACAACUACAACAGAACAUCCUGAUCCCACCCGUUCCAAACGAAGUGCUAUAUUCCGAUCGAAAAGACAAGCAAAUCGCCGAUGCUCUUCUCCACCAAUUAACUGCAAUAACCGAUUCCAUACUUCGAUUCGAUCAAUCACAGGGCUUUGCAAUAAUCGUCAAAACUCUGAUCUUGGGAACUCAGUCUCACCACUCCGCCGAAUUCUGGGAGCUGCAUCAUAUGCCGAUGGGUUGGGAAGAAUUAGAACUCGAAGUGUUAAUGGAGGAGAACUACCGUCUGCUAGGCUAAUAUCAAAUCGAAUUCAUGACGAUAGAAACAACCAAGUGUUCUCUCCAAGUAUCAAUCAUCUUCAUAUGAUUAUUGGUCAAUUUAUUGCUCAUGAUGUUGUUUUCAUGCCAUCUUCUGUUGCUCGAGAUGGAGGGGCAUUGGAUUGCUCUGCGUGCAACUCUCCACAACGUGUUUCUCCUAACUGUGCUCCAAUCACAAUUCCACGCAAUGACCCAUACUUCAACACCCCUUGUAUGAGAUUAACACGGGCUCUCAACGGCCAAGAAAACUUUGGAGUUCGGUCUCAAAUUGGUCAGAACAGUCACUUUUUGGAUCUUUCCCCUGUCUAUGGUUCUGCUGAUUGUGAAGCAGAAACUGUUCGAUCUUUCCAGGAAGGUAAAAUGUUGACGUUUGAUGAUCUGGGAUACACACUUCCACCUCAAAAUGCGAACGACUCAAACUGUCAAUCAUCGGCUCCAUUUCAUUGUUUCACGUGUGGAGAUUUUAGAAAUAGUCUUCAUCCUGCACUCAUUCCAGUGCACACGAUUUUAAUCAAAGAGCAUAAUCGCCUUGCUGAGCAAGUGAGAGUUGCUCGCCCACGCUUCAACGAUGAACAAAUCUUUCAACUUGUUCGUAAAAUUAUGAUCGGAAUGUGGCAACACAUUGUCUACAAUGAGUACAUUCCAAAGUAUCUUCCAAGAAGAACAAUUCGAAAUUUUGCAUUAAGACCCUUGAGAAAUGGAGUUCAUCGUGGAUACAGUACCAGUGUAGAUCCAUCUAUAUCCGCAGAGUUUGCUGGAGCAGCAUUCAGAUUUGGACACAGUCAGUCGAGAUUUGAUUUCCCAAGACUUACUGAAAAUGGAAGACCUGCUGGAAAUUAUGAUCUUGGUAAUGAUAUCUUUUAUGCCGAUCAAAUGUAUUUGACUAGAAUCGGAGGUUGGGAACCUGUAAUGAACGGCAUGGUUCGUAUGCCCGCUAUGAAGUCCGAUCGUUAUUUUUCAUUUGGAAUCAGAAAUCAAAUGUUUGAAAUUCGCGGUAGAAAUGGGUCUGGAGUGGAUUUGGUUUCAAUUAAUAUUCAAAGAGGAAGAGAUAUGGGUCUGUUCCCUUACAUUCAAUACAGACAACUCGUUGGUCUUCCAACCGUCACUAGUUUCAAUGAGCUAAACACCACAUUCUCUCAAGAAAAUAUUCAAGCAUUGAGAAAUGUGUAUUCUGAUCCAGCUGAUAUCGAUUUGUAUGUGGGAAUUAUGCUCGAGGAACCACUGUCUGGUGGACAGCUUGGUCCAACAGCUUCAUUUAUGAUUGGAGAGCAAUUCAGAGCAUUGAAGAGAGGAGAUAGAUUUUUCUAUGAAAGUAUCGCAGAGGGCACUGAUAACUUUACACAAGAAGAAAUCAGUGAGCUUCGAAACAAAACUUCAUUGGCAAAAAUUAUCUGCACUAACAUGGACUUUGCUGCUAGAAUCAAUACAGAUAUUUUCGAUCACCGAAGCAGACAAGUGGCAUGCACUUCUCUUCCCCAACUCGAUAUUGACAGGUUUCUCCGAUAGAUGUCCGAACUGUCGA